Rangifer tarandus platyrhynchus (Svalbard reindeer) is the source of this 791-nucleotide messenger RNA. The record is from the annotation of a GenBank genome assembly. NCBI's taxonomy places the organism in Eukaryota, Metazoa, Chordata, Mammalia, Artiodactyla, Cervidae.
GGCUUUUGGUGCGCAGCAGCUGUUUGGAGAGCCUGGGUGGGAGUGCGAAAGCGAAGAAAAGUGGAGAGGGCGCGGCCCGCGGCGGAGGCCACCGCGCUGCGGGCUUGUGUGCGGCCUGCGGGCAGGAGACGGCGCAGGCGAGUCCCCAGGCCACGGCCAACGCGGGGCUGCGCGGGUGUCCCCCAAAGGCUUUCCCGCCUCUGGCCAAGGAGGAAGGACGCUGCGCUGCCGCAGGAUGUCGGGCGGGGCAGAGGCGCCGGGGGCGGGCUGCCUUUCACUGGGAAGCAAAAGCGACCAGCACCUCCUUCGAGCCGGAAUCGAACCAGCGACCUAAGGAUGACCACACGUGUCGGAUCUACAGUCCUCCGCUCUACCAGCUGAGCUAUCGAAGGGUGCGCGCCACCAAGCGGCCGGGGACCUUCCUUUUUCCGGAAAUGCCGCUACACGACACUGGGACGCUGGUCGGAAGCCCCUUUGAAGAGAGCCGUGCGCGCGGCCGCCAGGGCGCUGGGUGCGGGUGCGAGGACCCGGCUAUCCUGCGGGGUGGCUGCGGCCCAGCCGUGGUGGUGGCUGGCAUCCGGGCGACGAGUUUCAAGAUGCCUCGUGUCCUCUCCGCCGUCCCUGUUUCUACAAGUGGGGACCGCGGCCUGAAAGCUGGGAAGAGGGCUAGGGGAGAGGCGGCGAAAUGGAUACGCUCGCGGGGUGCGGAAGGCCGAGCCGAGGAGACGGGCACAGCGAAGCCGGCUGCCAACCGCCUAGGCAGCCACCUGGUGCUCUUUAAGUGCCGUUAG